Molecule: messenger RNA, 2093 nt
Organism: Chara braunii
Lineage: Eukaryota; Viridiplantae; Streptophyta; Charophyceae; Charales; Characeae
Source: the annotation of a GenBank genome assembly
GUGAUUGGCAGUUUCUGGAGAGGCGCCCUUCCCGCCAUAUCCGCCCUUCCCGCCAUAUCCGAGCGGGCGGCGGAGCUCGCAAAGCUUCGGCGGGAAAGCGAGAGAAGGAGCGGGAAAGCGAGAGAGAGAAAGCGGGGGGAAUCAGGCGGGGAGGGGAGAGAGGGAGGGUAGAGGAGACAGAGAGAGGAGGGAGCGAUGAGUUCUUCCAUGAGUGCCGCGUACGCUUUGCGCGAGCUCGCGGCGACUGCGAGCUCUUCCAUAGCUCUUGGCAGGGCUUCUUCUUCUUCUUCUUCCUCGUGUCCGCCAUCGCCAUCGCCAUCACCAUGCUCUCGUCGGGUGUCUUCUUCGUCUACUUGCGUUGCUUGCCAGAAUGUUGAUAGGUCGCUGUCUGCCACGUCAUCCGUGCAAAUCAGACGCUUCAAUGGGCUUCAGCGGGAGUGCCACGUGGCGACAUUGUCCGGCGCGCAGCAGACGGGAUGGAGGGCAAUCCGGCGGUCGGCGAUGGCAGGCCCGAAGGUGACGGCUAUGGUGGCCACAGGAACAGCGGUGGUUGAGGCAGAAGCGCUUGAUACAGCGGAUGCCGCCAAGCCAUCAAAAAAAAUUGUUCUGAAUAAAGGCUGGGUCCUCCCUAGCGACAGGGGGCGUUCAAGGCGUUACCUUGAGACUCAGAGAGUGCGCGUGAGGAAGCAGGAGUACGACCCCAGAACGGCAGUGGCCAUGAUCAAACAGUCUGCAUCGACUAAGUUCGUUGAAUCUGCCGAAGCCCAUUUCAGACUUAACAUAGAUCCCAAGUACUCAGAUCAACAGCUUAGGGCAACGGUUUCUUUGCCGAAGGGCACAGGUCAAACAGUACGGGUGGCAGUUCUCACACAAGGUGAGAAAGCGAUGGAAGCGGACAAAGCAGGUGCGGAUGUGGUCGGUGCUGAUGAUUUGAUUGACAGAAUCCAGGGUGGGUUCAUGGACUUCGACAAACUUAUUGCGACGCCCGACAUGAUGCCGAAGAGCAACAAGCCAUCUGGCGCAAAGGGGCAGUACUGGAAGACCAUCUAUAUUUGUUCGACAAUGGGCCCGUCCAUUCGUGUGAAUAUAAGUCAGCUAAGAGAACUGAAGCUCGCGCAACUCCUGUCAUCAGCAUAGCUCAGCUCAGCUCAGCUCAACUCAGCUCAGCUCAGCCAUCCCUAUUCCUCUUUGUCUCAGCCAUCCCUGUUCCCUACUGUCUUUCCUAUUCCUGUUCCUAUUCCUAUUCCUAUUCCUGUUCCUGUUCCUGAUUCCUAUUCCUAUUCCUGUUCCUGUUCCUAUUCCUGAUUCCUAUUCUCUUUCCUUGUCCUUUCCGUGGUCCUCGUCCUGGUCUCCCGAACGGCGUGGUCGCUGGCUAGGGCAGCGUCUGUACCUCUUUGGUAUCGUCGAGCAUCGCUAGUGAUGCGAUUGAUUCCCUCCUUGGCUGACAUCCUCGUGAGGAGAGGGAGAGGGGGAGUCGAUGUUUCUCAGAUUCAGAUUCGGUGGCGGCUCCGACUGGCGGGAUGGACUAAUUUCCGUCCUGAAUGCGGAUGCAAAAAGGGCCAGAUUCUUCCAGAACGAUUAGUGUGGCCUCUUUUUUCUCAUCUAUUUUUUCGGUUUAUCAGGGACCUGAACCGAGGUCGGUACUGCCACCAUAACUGUUUUCAGGAUGAAGUGGUGUGGAAUUUGGGGCUUGGUGAGAAGUUGAGUACGGCAUUGUAUCAGGUGUGUGUGAUGUCAUUUGUAUUUACUUUUUAGUAUCGACGGCCCCGCCUGUGCCCCUGUGAUAUCAUUUGUAUUUACUAUUUACUUUUUUUCACUAUUUACAGCCGCCUGUGACAACUGUAUGGUAAGCGCUUGAGAAGUUUUGAUGGUCGACAGGGUCCCAGCUGGAGAUGUAACCCCUUGGUGGACGACUUUUUUUUUUUUUAAGCAAGGAACUGCCGACAAUUCAUGUUGGGAAAAAAAAAAGGUUUCCAAAUUUCCACCAAUUUCUUUUAGCAAGGAACUGCCACUUUGUUUGUGUAGCAGGAUGAGUUUGUAUGGAAAUUUGGAAGCUUAUUUUAGUAAUUUUUUAGUAAAUUUUUGCGAACAUG